Molecule: messenger RNA, 836 nt
Organism: Hydra vulgaris (swiftwater hydra)
Lineage: Eukaryota; Metazoa; Cnidaria; Hydrozoa; Anthoathecata; Hydridae
Source: RefSeq, a predicted model, not a curated record
AUUGAAAUCUUUAUUAAAAAUUAACUUUAGAUUUAAAAAAAAUAAAAAAGAACAUUGUUAAGUUAAAUAUGAACUUUGUUUCUGAAAAAGAUAUUGAAGAAGCAAAAAAGAAGCGAGCCGAGGAAUGGGAAAAAGCACGCAGUCAAGGGAGAGAACUUCCUCAGGUUGAGGAAGAAAGUUUUCGGGAUACUCGUUCUUUGUAUGAAAGAUUAAAAGAACAAAAAGACAAAAAACAAGAAGAAUUUGAAGAGCAAUUGAAGUUUAAGAACAUGAUAUAUAAAGGCUUAAAUACAGAGGAUGCAAGUUUUCUGGAAAUGGUAGCAAAAAAAAAGUUAGAGAUGGACAAUAUACGAUUUAAUGAAGAGUCAAAUGAACUCAAAGAAUAUAGAGCUGCUUUAGAAGAUGAAAAUUUAAAGUUGAAUUUGCAAAAACCUACUAAAAGUAAAAUAUCAGUUGAUUUCAAAACAAAACAAAAAUCACAGCGAGAACUUGUCGAGUCUGUUAUUAUUCGGAAAAGAAAAACUGUGGAUGAUAACUUAGCUGUGAAAAAAUGCCAUAUUGAAGAGAAAGAUAAAGAUAUUGAAGAUAAAAGUAAUGAUAUUAAAGGAAAGGCUGAAAAUAUUGAGCAAAAUAGUACUGAUAUUGUAAAAGAAUUAGAUUAUGUUGAUUCGAUCAAAUCCAAAUCUGUUUCGAUUCUUGGUUCAAACUAUUCUUCAAGUGAAGAAGAUUAAUACUCAAAUAUUUUAAAGAUUAAAAUGUUCAUUAUUAAGAAAUAUGUUUAUAUUUUUGUCGAGACAUGUAUUUUGUUAAUUAAUAAAUAUUUUGAGUAAUUUGGU